UCUUCUUGUAAAACCUCUUCCAUUUCUCUUCUCUUCAUCCCCAUAGAUUUCAAGCUCUUAAUCUCUGUCGUUAUUCUGCUGCUUUCUUUUCUAGCAACAUCUUUUAGAUCCGAAGCUCUGUUAGUUUCUGAGUUUCUCAUACCAAUUCUCCGAUACAGAUCCGUUCAUUCAAUCAAUUUCACCCUUAAUUUCUUCAAUUCUUUGAUGCUGCGUAUUGUGUUCUUGAUGUUUGAGAUUAAUGUCUCCUGUUUUGAGUGAAAUCCUCCGUUCCGGGUUUAUGAUCAGUUCCUCACUCAGACGCAGGACCCAUCUUGUUCAAUCUUUCUCCGUCGUCUUCCUCUACUGGUUCUAUGUUUUUUCAUAAAUAACCUAUCAUCUCAUCAUCAACGCCGUUCUGAUCUUUACAUAUAUAAUAUAUAACUUCUAAAUCCAGCUUAAAUAGUGAUAGAUAUAUAUUAAUAACCUGGAUCUGGGUCCUGCGUCUUUUGAGGUCAACGUCGUUGAAUCAUCAGUACCUAAGCUUUUUUGAUCUAAGGUUUCUGGUGGGAAGAAAAAAAAAAUGGCGUCUUCCAGCGGGAACUCGUCGGGAUCUACCCAGAUUCAGAACUCCGGGUCGGAGGGGAACGAGAGGAAGCGGAAGAGAAUGCAGUCGAACCGCGAGUCGGCGCGGCGGUCGAGGAUGAGGAAACAGAAACAUCUGGACGACAUGGUGUCGCAGGUUGCGCAGCUGAGGAACGACAACGCCCAGAUCCUUAAUAACAUCAACCACACCACCCAACAUUACCUUAACAUGGAGAGGGAGAACUCCGUUCUCCGAGCUCAGCUCAUGGAGCUCACCCACAGACUGCACUCCCUCGACGACAUGCUCGCUUCCAUAAACUCUGUCUACGGAAUCUUUGACUCGCCGGCGCCGGCGCCGGAGAUUCUUACCGCGCCGGAAACUUUCAUGACCAAUCCUUGGAUGUAUCUCAACCAACCCAUCAUGGCAUCCGCUGAUGCAAUGUUCCAGUGUUGAUUAAAAAGACAAUCUUGCCCUUGUGGUGCAGACUAAAAAAACAAUCAUGGGGUGGUGGUAGUUUUUUUUCAUUGGUUGAAUGAAAGGAGAGGAGGGGUAAAAUGGGAAUUAUAUUAAUUAUGUCAACUAUUAUUUGGUUGUUUUCCUAGUAGUAUUAUAUUAGUAUAAUAAUAUGAUUAGUAUAAUCUUAAUAAUUAGGUAGUUGAGUCAUGAGUAUGAUUCUCAAGGGGAAGUGGGGAGGGUGUUUUGGUCUUUCUUGAAAUGUAAAUGGAUUAUAUAUUAUUAUUAUUGGCGGUAAGGAUGAAUGGUUGUGAAUGCAUGUAUGUUAUCUAUCUACCCUAA
Messenger RNA from Ipomoea nil (Japanese morning glory), 1357 nucleotides. Its product is annotated as bZIP transcription factor 44-like. Gene Ontology annotation, molecular function: DNA-binding transcription factor activity; transcription cis-regulatory region binding. Gene Ontology annotation, biological process: positive regulation of DNA-templated transcription. The transcript has a single exon. The record is from RefSeq and is a predicted model, not a curated record. Gene Ontology annotation, cellular component: nucleus. The coding region runs from base 560 to 1015 and encodes 151 amino acids. Lineage: Eukaryota; Viridiplantae; Streptophyta; Magnoliopsida; Solanales; Convolvulaceae.